Molecule: messenger RNA, 1579 nt
Organism: Bradysia coprophila
Lineage: Eukaryota; Metazoa; Arthropoda; Insecta; Diptera; Sciaridae
Product: multiple inositol polyphosphate phosphatase 1-like
Molecular function (GO): acid phosphatase activity; inositol phosphate phosphatase activity
Source: RefSeq, a predicted model, not a curated record
UCGUUAGAAGUAGGUCAGUUUUCUGUUGGAAUUUCGGUGACAAAAAACAAUACGAUGAAGUUCGUUCUGGUGUUGGGAAUUUUAGCAUUGCUAGCCAUUUCGGUGGAUUCUAGUGCUUCGAUGCACAAUCCGUUUUUCUGCUAUGCAACAGAUCCCAUUCGUUCAAUGACAAAUAUGGGUUCGGUCAUCACAAGUUAUGAAGCUAUUCGUCGAUUCAACUUUACUACCGUCAAUCCGUACAUGUCAACCUGCAGUCCAUCGAGAUUUUGGUAUUUGGGUCGGUACGGAUCUCGUUUACCUGUUGCGGCAACAAUCCAGACAAUGAUAAACUUCGUGGAAUCGUCGAUUCAAGACGACAUCGUCAGUAACUAUGAGGCGGGAAGAACAACUCUUUGCAGAGAAGAUUAUGAAAAUAUUCGUGAUUUUACAAUCGAAUCAGAUUUCGGAGACACUUUCCGAGUAGAAAAUGGAGGCUUGGUUACAGACUCAGGCCGUUUUGCACUGCAGAAUAUUUCCCGUCGUUUUCAAGAGGUCUUUCCAGAUAUUUUAAGCGAGACCUACACACCAGCUCGUUUUCAUUUCCGUCACACAGGCAGUCCACGGACGAACGAAUCGAUUCGUGCCUUUGCUACUGGUCUGUUUGGGGAAGCUGGAGCCGCAAAUGUUAUCUACGAACCUGUACCUGAAGUUGAUUGGCUAUUGAGACCAUUCGACUUUUGUCCAGCUUACAGUGAGGAAACGGCAGAUUGGGAUCGUCAACGAGUUGCCUUUAGAGAUGGGCCUGAGAUACAAGAAAUGAUACAGCAAGUGAAUGCCAAAUUAGGUUUCCAUGCCUCAAAUCAAUUGAAUUUCAAUCAAGUGUUCACUAUGUGGAAUUGGUGCAGAUUCACAGUAGGAGUAACAUUCGAAACAUCUAAUUCAGAAACUGGGGGUAGUUCGGCCUGGUGCGCUCCAUUUUCUGUGAACCAUCAUCUUCUGUUGGAAUACUUCGAGGAUUUAGGUUUCUUUUACUCAAGUGGUUAUGGCGUUCGAAACCAGCGCUUACUAGAAAAUAUGAACUGUGGCGUAUUGCAGGACCUGUUGCGUCAUAUGCAAUCUGAAAAUGAUGCUGAUACUUUGGCUCGAAUUUUCAUGACUUAUACGGAUGAAGUUCAAUCAAUGCUGGUCGCAUUAGGAUCGUUUAGAGACGUUUGGCCAAUUCAUCAACACAAUUUUGCUCAACAAUCGGGCAGGAACUGGUUGACCAGUUUGAUUGCGUCGUUCAGCUCAAACUUGGCGGUCGUUCGUUUCGACUGUGACGAUGAUGACCACGACCUGAUUUUCCUACUGAACGAAAGACCAAUACUUGUUCCAGGAUGUGAUCAACAAACUGGUGUGUGCAAGUUGAGUGUCAUUGUGGAUCGUUUCCAACGUUUUAUUGAUGCCAAUUGUCCAACAUUUUUCUGUAGCAGCGAUUAAGCUUUAUGUUGAAGAAACUGUGGCUUUUAUUCAAUAAAUAUAAUCUACUGUCGGAUCACCGUUAAUGAAAUUUGUAUUUCCUAACAUACCGAAAUGAAUAAAAAAUUCUUCCUCUUCAGCA